Molecule: messenger RNA, 3681 nt
Organism: Aspergillus nidulans FGSC A4
Lineage: Eukaryota; Fungi; Ascomycota; Eurotiomycetes; Eurotiales; Aspergillaceae
Product: protein efr3
Exons: 2
Coding region: 1-3471 (1156 amino acids)
Source: RefSeq, a predicted model, not a curated record
AUGCCGAUGGAAACUGUACGCCAGACAUGCCGGCCAAAGCACCAGAUACUGGUACUCAAGUGUUACCCUCAAUAUCAAAAAGGAGUUCAAGAGGUCAAGCCGAAUUCCAGCGAACUCUCAUACCUUCUUUACUACGUGAGCACGCGCCGCAGCAAGCUCCCCAAGGUCAGCGCUUUCCUAGAGAAAAGAGCCGCCCGAGAUGUCUGGCGCCGUAAAAUCGGAAAUGUCCAAGUCACACUUCAAAUACUGAGCGCGCUCAUUGAAAAGGUUCCCCGUGAUCUACCAAUAUUCGCGCGGUCUGUCUUGACCAUCAUCGAAACCGUACUUCGGUCUCGCGAUAUCUCUAUGGUAGAGGAUUCGAUUGCGACGUUUGAGACCUUCUGCCGACACCAAGACAUGGCUGCGCUAUCCGCUGAGCAGGAUUUUGCGAAUCAAUACCGGGAUGUUAUACAGAUAUACGCUGGCUUUGCUCAUGAAGAACAGCAACAUCCGUCGAAGAUCUCUAGCCUUCCGCAGACGAUACGGUGGAAGAAUGCAGGACUGCGAGCUAUCAAGGGAGCAGUCAGCUCUGAAGCUGGCUUGGCAGCAGAUGGCGGUGAUUUGCUGCGAAUAAUACUCCCCGUCAUUAUGGAAAAUCUGUACAAUGGGGAAGAUUCGUUUAUUGAGUCUCUUGAACACAAACUCCAUGAAGCGGAGCGGAAUGUGCCGGACCCUGCGUCUCGACGGAGGUAUAGCGCUGUUACCGUCCAAACCGUUGACACUGCGGAAGGGGAUCCGGCAUUGGCUGCCCAGAACAUUGCGGAUGUUGACAGGAAAGCUGAGUUAGACAUGAGGCUGCUUGCUCUUCGCUGUCUAGAUCAGGUCAUUGUCAACGGUAGCAGCCGUGGUCAGAUUCGCCUCACUACUAGACUCGUGCUCGAUUUCAUUUUGCGAAAAGGACAAUCGAAUAACACAUACUUGUCGCUGGAUACUGAUGAAAACAAUUGGGCUACGUCAUUGAUUGAAGUCGUAGCCAAAUGGUGUCCAGUUCAGGCUCGUUUCAUUAUCUCAAGUGCUGCUAUGGAAGUUCUGUUCGAGAUCCCACCGAAGGAAGACACACUUGACGAAGCAUUCACAGUCAUAUAUAUCAUUGACUACCUUUUGAAAUCCUCAGUGAAUAUGAUCGGACUUAGCGUGAUCGAUGUUCUGCUGGGAUUGAUGCGCUAUAUGGCAAUGUUAGUAUCACCAGCAUCGGCUAAAGGGACUGAUGAACAGCCUGACUCCAGCGAGAAGCCAGGCUACGACGACGGCACGAACCUAUCUCAGAAGAAGAAGGACCUGCUUGUACUCCUCCAAAAGUGCAUCGGUGAUCUUACUACGCAUAUCUACUACGGGGAUCAAGUUGUUGAUAUGCUCAGGGCAAUCUUAACUCGAAUCAAACCGCCGCAUGGUCAAGAUCAAGUUUCAGCAGUAAUACCUGAACAGCUAGACGGGCAUUUAUCGGAAGCAAACCCAACAUCUUUUUUCUCAACCAGUGCGAAAGUCUGUGCUCUCAGGGCUAUCAAAAACAUCCUACUAGUGGCUAAUUCUCAACGGCCUAUGACAUCAGCUGGUGUCGAAUCGCGAAACCCUGUUGGAAUCCACGUCUGGGAAGGAACCCACUGGCUCCUUCAAGAUCCGCAGAAGGAGGUCCGAUAUGCGUACGUUGAUGCACUCCUAUACUGGCUGAAAUUGGAGACGAAUAAAAACGACCUAAAGUUGAAGGAUCGAUCUACCACGACUGCUUUAAUAUCAGCGAGGCGUGAUUUCUCCAAUACUUCUGAGAGGGCUGCUAAACGUGCAACGGGAACUCAUCAUAGAGAGAAGGCCCUGGUCGUGGCUCAGUCUAACUUCCUCCGUCUACUGCAUUUGACAAUCUAUGACGUUGCUCUGCAGAGUUCAACACAAGAGAAGGAGAUCAGGAUACUCCAUUUACUUUUAGCCAGCCUCGUUGAGAACCUCGGCAUAAAUGCGGCUAGGUUUGGACUGCCAAUGAUCCUGAAGCUACAAGAUGACAUGACCACUUUAGAAAAUUCAAAUACACAAGCAGCUAAAGUUAAUAUUGGCAGCCUGGUGCAUGGAUACCUCUGGGUAUUGUCCGAGACUUUCGGCCUGGACACCCAUAGGGCCGGACAGGAGAUCUACACCGAAAUUGAGAAGCGCAAAUCCCGCAGCAUUUGGCUGGAUAGCAUUGGAUUCUCUUUGGAAAGCUUCGAAAGUAUCAUCAAGGAUGAUCGACAUGCUCUCAGCCAUAAUACUAGAGAGACGGAUAAAAUGACUCUUUUCAAAGAUGGCGUCGAGGAGUUUGUCCGUCGGAUCGAGGAGUCCUACAACCGGACCGUGCCUGCUCAUGAUCCGCCAACCUCCCCGGGGCGCAAUCUGGGGAAGCCGGUAAUAGGAGGAUAUCUACCACCCGCAAACCAACAACUAAGCGACCUUCUUCCACCAGUAGUUAGGGAACAAAUGUUGUCCCCCUGGUCCAAACAGAGCGCCUUGGAAGCUGCUGAGCGAGAGAAAGCUGAAGCUCUCUCUCUCAACGGUUCGAGGACAGGGACCUUACCUGUGCGUGGCCAUGCGCACGCCAAUGGUACCGGCAGUUCCAUCUCUACAAACUCACCUUCUACAGCCCAUGUUGCCACAGCGGGUCUUCAGACUUCUCGUCGCAUGAGUAUGCCGGACAAAACGGUGACACCAAACCAUAACUCGAGCAGAGACUCUCCUGUUCGCGUGAACGAGCUGAGGCGUGUUCUCUCUGUCCAGGCUCCCGAUAGGGACCGCCGACUAAGCCCAUUGCGGGGCCGGCUGGAUGCCUCUAAUGGCAGCAUCAUCUCUUCUAGUAGUGAGAGUAUGGUUAGCGGGUUCUCCAAUUCUGAGUUCGAAGGGGAUGGUGGGUCAAUCCUACUGCCCACGAGGGAUGGACAAGAGCCGCUUGAUGGCGAUGGUAUGGAAACACCGAGACCUCUGAGCAAUGGGAAUAACUACGGGUACCUACAAACCGCGUUUCGGGCUUCGUCCUCCUCCAUACCCCCAGUCCCACCAAUUCCGCAUGGCAUAUCUAUCCCGGGCGGGUUUCCCAACGACUCUCAGCGUUCGCUGCCUACACCUGACCGCCCUUCAACUGCUUCAUCACGCAAACAGAGCUUGAUCAACGGAAAGUUCGGCAUCGCAGCCCCUGCGGAUGACAAGACUCUGCAUAGGCAGAAAUCUCGGACUGGUGUCGGGUUAGUGAACGGCGCCGAAGUUCCUGAGGUAGCGAUCAACGGUAAAUCCACAGGAACUCACUCGUACGGCUUGCAGGAAGUAGAAGAGACUUCCCAGCGACGCGACGUACAGAAACUCUUAGAAGGAGUUUUAUCAUCAUCAGAACCAGCUUCUACUCUUCAACCGAGAGUUGCUUCCAACUACAGUGGCCGACGUAGUGUGACUGGUGGCAUUGGCCGCCCACCUUACUAGUCGACUUGUCUUUACCUUCUCUUUUACAUUUCAUUCCUUCCAACUGCAGCCUUUAAUGGCUCCUGACUACUUCAACCACAUCAUGUUCUUUUGUUUGGGACGCUUGCACAUAUUCUACCUGUUUCUCCGUCCUUGCCUAUUGGAAGGCUCGGUAUCCAUUCCUUCUGCACAUUGCACCCCUCUAGAUUUCCUUUUAUACUAUAUCCCUGU